UAUCACCAUCUAGUUUUUCAAAGUUGGUCACUAAAUUCAACAAAACUGAUUCUCUUUUACCAAAAUAAGAGUUUUUUUUCAAAUGACUACACCGCAGUUAACAUCCCUGACAAUUUGAGUGACGUGUAGUCAACAAAAAAGCACAUUAGAUCCCAAAAAUAUAUGCUUACUGCUUUUCAUGCAGUAACAGACCGAUCCUUAUAUAGAGGCUAGUUCAGUCAGAUCUCACACUUAAUAACAAGGUAAAAUCAUAUUUCAAUCCUGUAAGACUCACAAUGAAAAGAAACAUAGAUCUGCGAAGAUCUUUAAAGCGGAGCCUUGGACGGUGAUUGGCUGAAGAGGAAAUGCGGACUCGAUGCUAACUGGCUGGAGCGGGGACACAUGGUGGAGUCACUGGACAGAGAAGGGGUUCCUCUGCGACUGCCCCUUUGUCUCAGCUAAAGAUGUACAGUUUCAUGGGUGGGGGCCUGUUUUGUGCCAUCGUGGGUAACAUCCUGUUGGUGGUCUCCACCGCCACCGACUACUGGAUGCAGUAUCGUCUGUCUGGAAACUAUGCCCACCAGGGUCUCUGGCGGUACUGCAUGUCCAAUAAGUGCUACAUGCAGACUGAUAGCAUAGCUUAUUGGAAUGCCACCAGGGCCUUCAUGAUCCUGUCGGGAAUGUCGUGCUUUGCAGGCAUCAUAGCUGGAAUCAUGUCGUUUACACACUUCUCCUCCUUCGAAAGGUUCAACCGCUCCUUUGCUGCAGGAAUCAUGUUUUUUAUCUCCACUUUCUUUGUACUGCUGGCUAUGGCCAUCUACACUGGUGUGACCGUGAACUUCCUGGGAAAGCGCUUUGGUGACUGGCGUUUCUCCUGGUCCUACAUCUUGGGCUGGGUGGCAAUGCUCAUGACCUUCUUUGCAGGUAUUUUCUACAUAUGCACUUACAGAAUGUGUGAGCGCAGAAGAGGAACUGGUCCACGCUAGACAUCUGCAGAAAACACAGGACACUCUUAGUUUGGAUCAAAUAGCAGAAAGUAUCAAGGCGGUCCCGACUGCUCCAAUGAAGAUGCAACAUCUGAUGGAGAUACUCUUGCAGGUCUUUGAUGGUCUGCUGGACUUGUUUAUUAAAGGACCCAGGAAAACAGUAUCCUAGGAAUAUUCAACAUUGAUGAUCUUAAGGGAUUUUUAGCCAGCAGAUGGCAGCACUAACACACCCAACCACAGGCUCUUCUGUAACAUAACUUUUCUUUACAUUUGAUUUGAAUAUUGCGUUGAAUAAGAUAAUAAACAUGUUAUAGAAAGCAUAUUGUUUAUGAUUCCUGUAUGGCAAUAAUCUAAACUAUUUUAACUGCAUAUAAAAUGAUGAACAACACAGAAAGAUUUUCUCAACACUUUGUCUAAUGCAGGCAGAAAAUACUCUGAGAGAGCAUUUUUUAUAUAAUUUGAAUUAAAAACAGCAAAGUUCUGCAUGCUGUA
Girardinichthys multiradiatus is the source of this 1457-nucleotide messenger RNA. Its product is annotated as lens fiber membrane intrinsic protein-like. Gene Ontology annotation, molecular function: structural constituent of eye lens. The record is from RefSeq and is a predicted model, not a curated record. Bases 444 to 965 code for a protein of 173 amino acids. Gene Ontology annotation, cellular component: plasma membrane. The transcript has 5 exons. NCBI's taxonomy places the organism in Eukaryota, Metazoa, Chordata, Actinopteri, Cyprinodontiformes, Goodeidae.